This is a messenger RNA of Labrus bergylta (ballan wrasse), 2117 nucleotides long. Its product is annotated as nocturnin. The record is from RefSeq and is a predicted model, not a curated record. Gene Ontology annotation, molecular function: poly(A)-specific ribonuclease activity. Lineage: Eukaryota; Metazoa; Chordata; Actinopteri; Labriformes; Labridae. Gene Ontology annotation, biological process: circadian rhythm.
CUUCUGUCCAAUUAAAUAGGCAUACGGUAAAUUAUCUCAGAAGUACUGAAGCUAAUUGCAUUGUCUUCAGAAAAUUAGACUCUGCCGUUUGCUGAAGUAAACUAUCGGCCUUAAUUUUCUUUUACGUGAAACCUUCAAAACUGGCAACCCAGGGCUCGCCUGACAGGCUACUGCGGCUCAUGGUGCUAGAGCUUCAAACACCAGACUCCCUGCAUGAAGUGAGACUCAGCUCCUACCAGCAGGGGGCAGAAGGGAUCAGGCGUCUUUCCACUGUGACCUUGCCCUGUAGCAUACCCUGCAGUGAGAGGGUCAGGCAGCCACUUCCUAUCCUGUGGACAACAACAACAACACGCCGACACAUGCACACAACAUAACAUUCUCUCAAUCUGUGUCACACCUUUAAGAACCUGAGCUGAAAACAAAGCAGCAGCUGCACAAGAGGAGUGGAACAGAAAUCAGCUUAUUCCAGUAGAGAAGGCAGCAGUGAGGAGUGGGGAGUCAGAAUUCUUCAUUCACACAGAGACGAAAUACACAUUUCUCACCGCCUCCUUUUUCAGUGGAAACAGGAAGCAUAAACCAGCUGACAGAAACAUACUGUAACUGUUAGAGUGACUAGCAUUGAAAGGAAAGGAGGCGUUAAAGACCGUAUAGUCAAGUGCAAAGAGGACAAAGCUGUGGACAGUGAUGGAGACUUUGGUGUGUCCAAUGGGUGGAGGGGUCACCAGGCUGUACAGCAACCUGACUCCAACACUCAGCAGCAUGUCACCUCUCCCGCUCCAGCCGGUGGAGGACAAACUGGAUCCAGUGUUCUGCCAGGCGCAGAAGGGCUCCCCUUUAUGCCCCCCCGAUCCAGCAGAGCUGCUUCAACAAUGUGAGGAGGCCCUAAGAGACAGACCACCUCGCUUCCAUAGAAAGUUCACCGAGCUCAGUGAUGGGGACGGCUCCACCAGUAGCCCCAUUAGGGUGAUGCAGUGGAACAUACUAGCCCAAGCUCUCGGCGAGGGACUCGACAGUUUUGUCCAAUGUCCCAUGGAGGCCAUCAGCUGGUCCCGCAGGAAGUACCUCAUAUUAGAGGAGAUCCUCACCUACCGACCUCAUAUCCUGUGUCUGCAGGAAGUUGACCACUACUAUGACACCUUCCAGCCCAUCCUGGCAGGCCUGGGUUACAGCAGCAACUUUUGCCCUAAGCCCUGGUCACCGUGUCUGGGUGUGGAGGGUAACAACGGGCCCGACGGCUGUGCGCUCUUCUACGAUCAGUCGCGGUUUGAAUUCCUGGACAGCAUGAACAUGCGGCUUUCUGCCAUGAGGAUUCCAACAAAUCAGGUUGCCGUGGUGACCAUGCUACGUUGUCGGAGCACAGGGAGAUGUCUUUGUGUGGCCGUGACUCACCUGAAGGCUCGCUCAGGCUGGGAGUGGUUCCGCAGCGCGCAGGGCUCCGACCUCUUACGAAACCUCCAGAACCUGGUCCAGAAACACCCCACCGGGCUAACGGGUGACCCCGGUGCUACAUACAUUCCUCUGCUCAUAUGUGGCGAUUUCAAUGCGAUCCCAACCGAGGAGGUGUACCAACGUUUUGCCGGGUCACCUCUUGGUUUGGAGUCGGCCUAUAAGAAACUCAGCCAGGACGGAUUGACUGAGCCGGAGUACACGACGUGGAAGAUCAGGCCCACGGGGGAAUGCUGCAGCACUCUGGAUUACAUCUGGUACAGUCAGGACUCUCUGAGGGUGGACGCAGUGUUGCACAUGCCCACUGAGGAACAGAUUGGACCAAACAGGCUCCCGUCCUUUAGCUAUCCCUCUGACCAUCUCUCUCUGGUGUGUGACUUGAGCUUCAAAGAGAACGAGUGAGGAGGAAAUGAUGAACUAGGAAGUCGGGAGGGAAGGAGGUGGUGUAGAGAGAGUUCAGACUGGAUCAUGGUGAAGGUGUGCAGCAGAGGAUGAAGACAGGACUCAGAGGUUUCACACUGCCAAGUAAACUUCACAAUGACUGACAAUAAAGUGUUGUUGCUGUAUGUGUGAUGUUUAUAUUUUACAACUGCUGCUUUUUACAGAAUAUUAUUAUUAAGAUUUACUAACUCCCCUUUCCCUGGCUGGAAUUAAAGAAUCUAUUCACUACA